UCAGUUACAAACAUAGUGAAAAAUCACGAUUCCCACAAUCCACCUCGUCAUGUGACGAAACACAAGCGGUUACGGAAGUGGGAGGGAGAAUCUGUCAGCAUGGCGGCCUUGGGGAGCCUGGUCAGGUUAUUUCAAAUGAAGCAGGCAACGUUUCCCGUCUGUGUGCAACAGAGGACCCUUGGCAUUUUAUCCCGCUCCUUAGGUAUCACAGAGACACAUUCCUCAUCAUGGUCUGCAGGCAGUGGCAUCCUGUCGAGAGCUUUGCCUUCCAACUGGUCACUGCUUCCAGUACGUACAAAGAAGAGGGGCAUGGAAUAUCAGCCAAAGUUCCUGAAGCGCAAGAGAACUCAUGGGUGGCUGAAGCGGAUCAGCACAAGGGGUGGAAUAGAAGUUAUCCUGAGACGGAUGUUGAAAGGAAGGAAAUCUUUGACAGUCUGAACCCAACCUGAGAGAGAUGCUUUACCUAUGCUGGUUGCAUACAUAAUAAAUGUGUUUUAUAUUUA
Molecule: messenger RNA, 503 nt
Organism: Xenopus laevis (African clawed frog)
Lineage: Eukaryota; Metazoa; Chordata; Amphibia; Anura; Pipidae
Gene: mrpl34.L
Product: 39S ribosomal protein L34, mitochondrial
Exons: 2
Coding region: 100-438 (112 amino acids)
Source: RefSeq, a predicted model, not a curated record